This is a messenger RNA of Brassica rapa (field mustard), 1071 nucleotides long. RefSeq names its product 60S ribosomal protein L7a-2. Gene Ontology annotation, molecular function: RNA binding. NCBI's taxonomy places the organism in Eukaryota, Viridiplantae, Streptophyta, Magnoliopsida, Brassicales, Brassicaceae. Gene Ontology annotation, cellular component: ribonucleoprotein complex. Gene Ontology annotation, biological process: ribosome biogenesis. The record is from RefSeq and is a predicted model, not a curated record.
CCCAUAUAGACAACUAAACGAGAAACCCUAAGUGCUCGAUUGUCAUCUCUUUCGUCAGCCUCUUAGAGUUUCAGUUCCUUCUCUUUUUGCCAAAACAGCUGCUGCGAAAAAAUCUGAAAAUGGCACCAAAGAAAGGAGUUAAAGCGGUUACCAAGAAGAAGUCGGAGAAAGUGACAAACCCUCUCUUCGAGAGGCGUCCCAAGCAGUUUGGGAUCGGAGGAGCACUCCCACCGAAGAAGGAUCUCACCAGAUACAUCAAAUGGCCAAAGUCUAUCCGCCUCCAGAGGCAGAAGCGUAUUCUGAAGCAGAGGUUGAAGGUUCCACCGGCACUUAACCAGUUCACUAAGACCCUUGACAAGAACUUAGCGACUUCUCUGUUCAAGAUGAUGCUCAAGUAUAGGCCUGAGGACAAGGCAGCCAAGAAGGAGCGUCUUCUUAAGAAGGCUCAGGCUGAGGCUGAAGGAAAGACUGUUGAAUCCAAGAAGCCAAUUGUUGUGAAGUAUGGUCUUAACCAUGUUACAUACCUCAUUGAGCAGAACAAGGCGCAACUGGUGGUGAUAGCUCAUGAUGUGGACCCGAUUGAGUUGGUCGUCUGGUUGCCUGCACUGUGCAGGAAAAUGGAAGUUCCUUACUGCAUUGUCAAGGGGAAAUCACGAUUGGGAGCGAUUGUCCACCAGAAAACAGCAGCUUGUUUGUGUUUGACCACAGUGAAGAACGAGGACAAGAUGGAGUUCAGCAAAAUCCUCGAGGCCAUUAAGGCAAACUUCAACGACAAGUAUGAAGAGUACAGGAAGAAGUGGGGAGGUGGAAUUAUGGGAUCUAAAUCUCAGGCCAAGACCAAGGCUAAGGAGAGAGUUCUAGCCAAGGAAGCUGCUCAGAGGAUGAAUUAGACCUGCCUUCAUUUUACUUCUUUUUGGUGGAAUCUUGUUUUAAAACUCAAAUGAAAGUCUUUUCUUCUAGCUCAUCAUGGGUUCUCUCUAGAUGCUAGCAUUUCUUGCUUGAAUACCUUAGAUUUCAACUUGAGGUUUACAUAAUUACUUUUUGAUAAGAAUAAAAAUUGCGUAGUUGAUG